AUUCGCUCCUCAGACACAGGCACAUAAUACAGCAGCAGCAGCAGAGAGGCAUGCGAAGAGAGAAAGACAACACACACAUCGCUCGUACAUCGUUGUAUAUAUGUUGUACAGUACGAAAUGACAUCGAACGUCGUAGCCUAACCUUUCGUUUAUGUUUGUAAAGUGAUAUUUUAAUAAACACCGUGUUUAUUAGCAUUGUUUCGUCGUGCGGUGUCUGUGCGUGCGUGCCUGUGCGUUUAUUUUUUAUCGUUAUAUUUUUGAUAUAUACGUUGCACAAAGAAACAACCCUUUGAAAAAAAUGAUAGUGAUGGUGAGCAACAGGCCGAUCGUUGUUGCGUGAUUAACCAGUACCGCAAGUUAUGUUGUGCUCGUCGUUGAUAACAUCGAAUCAACAUCGUCUUGUUCGUCGUCGCAGUCAUCAUGAGCACUCUAAAGUCGACCACGAAUCAGGAGAUCGUCCACGAGGGCUGGCUCAUCAAGUCGCCGCCGACGAACCAUUUUUGGCACGCGAGAUGGAGACAAAGAUGGUUCAUGCUUCGUCACAGCGGAGAAUUGCCAGGUCAAUUCAUGCUGGAAUAUUACACAGAUGAGACGUGUAAAAAGUCAAAAGGCAGAAUUGAUUUGGACCAGUGCGAGCAGGUCGAUGCUGGUCUCAAAUUUACAAAUCGAAAACAAAAGUACAAAUAUAUGUUUAAUUUAAAAACCCCAAAAAGAACUUACUACUUGGUAGCACAAAAUGAGAAUGAUAUGAAUAAAUGGGUGGAUGCGGUUUGUCAAGUAUGUGGAUUGAAAGCUCAAGAAGAAGAUGCUCAGAGCAGGCUGUUUACAUUUGAUGCACAAGAUUCUCCACCUAUUUCACCAGCUAGUACAGUGUCUGGUCCUUACAUACCAAUAAGCGAGUGUAUAACAGGGCGCAGUCUCUUUGAAAUUCAUUCUCUCAAUUCACAUGAUCAAGGUGGAGAACAUUAUGAUGCACCCAGAAAAUUAGCACCUUCUCCACCAAGAUCUCCCACUACAACUGAUGCGGAUAGUGUUUUUACUGAUGAUGAAUCCUCAACUCCGAUUCCUAAUGUGAAUUGGGAAACAUUCCCAUCACCUAACGAACCGAAAGGUGAGAAUAAGUCAAUGGCAAAUAUUAGUGAAGCAGAUGCUAAUUCAUGGAGUGCACAGAAGAGGUUUGGAAAAAUGAAAAUUCGUGAAACUCCUAAUACACCACCCCCUGAAGAAGUUGUAGUACCAACAGCACCUGCACCACCAAGACCACCAAAACCCUCUCAUAUGUUUCUCAAUAAUCCUGGUCAUAAUUAUCUAAAUCUUGAUGGAGCCACAGAGAGUACAAAACCCAUAACUCCAUUAGCAUCAGCACCAUCCACACCAGCUACUGCAAUAGUGACUGAUGAAACUUAUGACUUUCCAAGAUCUCAUCAACCUGAGGCUAUUGAUCCUACCAAUACACUAGGCAGAAGAACGAGACAUUGUUAUACAAAUGCUGCACCAACAAAUGUUACCGAUGAUGGUCAUCGUGUAUUCCGUUACGAUUUUCACGACGACGAACCAUCAAGUCCGCGAUCUGAAUCGUCUGGCACUGCGACUUAUUCCAAUCUGCCAAGUCCAUUAUCCAGAGCUGAAACAGUAUCGACUCUGAUAGCAACUCCAUCGCCAACAACAACGCCUACAUCUUCAGGACCAACUCCACCCGUUGUUUAUAGACAACUCAAACCCGGUCGUAAAACUAGUGAUACCCGAUCGUUGAUAAGUAACGAGCCAUCGCCCGACUUUGAACCACCAAGCAUAAACCGUAAACUGAAACCACCGAAUCACAAAUCCUCACACGAUAUUGGUCCUUUGCAAUCUUUGCAAUUAGCCAACCCUCCGGGACGAGGAAAAUCGAGGAUGAAUCGAAGCCCUACUUUGCAAAACGCACACUCUAAUAGACAUCUAUCGGCAUCCGACGAUGACAAUACCGUCUAUGAACAAGACAAAGAAGAGAUUUAUUAUUUCCAAAACCACAACACUUUUAUACCUGCUUCGUCUUCUCGUAAAUUCAACGACUUACAGUAUCUCGACUUAGAUUUAGAUAAACCAGACAAUUUUAAUAAUGCUAUAUCGCCUGUAUCGCCUCCUAGCUCAACGGUGUACAAAACUGUAGACUUUUUGAAAACAGAAGCCUUUAAUCGUACUAGACAAAAAGUUGAGGAAGAAAGAAAGCAAUGUGCGGACGGUUUGACAUAAGGUAAUUCAUAUAUAUUUAUUAUAUAUAGUAAGUCAAUAACAAAUUUUGUAUAAAGUAUUUUUAUCCGAAAAACCGAGCAGUAUAAUGUUAAGUUCUUCCAAGGAAUUGUAUAUUUUGAUUGUAAUAUUGAAAAUUGAGCUUAUGAAUUUUAUGCAUUUUUUAUUAUGAGGUUGUGUGUAUUUCAGAGAAUGAAAUAAUUAAAAAAUUGUUAUGGAGCAUCGAACUCUAUACAUAAAGAGUUUUGCGGGAAAUAUAUUUUUCCAAAAAAUAUAUAAAAUCAACUUAUACCUCAUAAAUUUAGAAAUAGUUUCAUAUCAAAAUUGAUCAAAUUAAUUCAUUUUGGAAAAUAUUCUCGACAAAACCUGUAUUUUGUAUGGGUGUACAGUUGAAUAGAACUAAAAAUUGGAUGCAUAUCGAUUGUGAGUAGCAAUAUAUCUGAACGGACCAAAAAUGUUGAUUUAAUUAUAAGAAAUGUAUUAUAUACCAUUUUUACUCUGUAAGUGUUUAGGAGUUAUUUUAUUGUAAAGAUGUAGAGUACAAUUAAAUAUUUUUAAUUAAUCAUUUUAAAGUUUCCAAAGAUAUAAUGGAAAUCUAAAUUUCAUAUUGAUUUUAUUAAAACGAAAUAAAAACUGUUAUCAUAUAGCGAACAAAAUUUUUCAUUAUCUUCGUAAAUUUUACGGUUUGUUGUAACACAGUUUACAUUACAGUAGUAUUUAAAGCAUUUAAAGUAAUUUGAUUUGUAAGUUGAUCCUCAUUACAAUUGAAACCUUUUUUUGUUAUCCACUGUUGUGUGUUCGAAUGAAAUUAAAAAUGUUCAACUGCGUUAUUAGCCAUAUUUAUUGAUAUUAUUAUUAGAUUAAAUAUACCGUAGACAAAUUUGGAAAAAAUUGAUAAUAAAAUGAUUCUAUACAUUCGGAUCGUUCUAAAGUAGGUUUUAAAAAAGCAAUUUUAAUUGAAGUUACGAAUAAAUUUCAACUACAAUUAUGAAUCUUGGAGAAAUUGUUAAUUGUGUAAUAAUUUGAUCAUGUGACAAUUGUAGUUUUUGUAUAAAUAAAUUUUUAGAUCUACAUUUAACUUGUAGAUCGAAACUGUAA
This is a messenger RNA of Trichogramma pretiosum, 3327 nucleotides long. RefSeq names its product GRB2-associated-binding protein 2-like (gene dos). Lineage: Eukaryota; Metazoa; Arthropoda; Insecta; Hymenoptera; Trichogrammatidae. The record is from RefSeq and is a predicted model, not a curated record. The transcript has 8 exons. The coding region runs from base 421 to 2232 and encodes 603 amino acids.